AUGAAGAUCCAAAUGAGCCUUCCCUUUUUCAUCUUGGCAGCAGCAGGUGUUCCCAACUCUGUUUCUGCAAUCAAGGGUGCUUCAGCCAAGAUUGCGGUUGAAGACAACCAUGAAAUUCAACCAAGAAGGCUUCGAGCUCUAAAAUCCAACAAAGGAAGUGUAGCAAGAGAUGGAUUGAUUGAGAUAAAGCCUUGUGUCCCCUGGUCUUCUGUCUCAGAGGCACAAAAGACAAACCCCCAAACACAGCAUAGCUGCGCCAGUAACCCUCCAUCCACUGGUGGGUGCUGUCGUGACUACCACUGGCUGCUAUGGGAUACUACCAACAGCUAUCCUUAUGUUCCAUGCAUUUGCAAUGACAUGACACAGGAUCCAGCCAGCUUUGUUCCAUCCACACUUCCACCAUUUUCCAGCAACAACGGAAACAGACACAUGCUUGAGGAACCAACUCCCAAUAGCAAAGAUGAUGCUGAGAAGGAUAACAAUCGCAUGCUUCAAAAGAAACCUUCUGGUCGCAAUGGGAAUGUUGAAAGUGAAGGAUUGAAGGAGAUCAGGCCCUGCAUCCCAUGGUCUUCCAUUACAGAAGCACAAAAGACAAAUGCUGAGAGUGACAGUGUCUGUGCAACCAAUGCUGCCAGCACAAAGACAGGAGGAUGUUGCCGUGCUUUUGUGUAUCUAUUGUGGGAUGACAACAACAGCUACCCCAAUGUGGAUUGUAUCUGCAAUGACAUUACACAAGACCCCGCCAACUUUGUGUCCGACACCAAUCCCCCAAUUGAUAUCAGCGGUACAGUCUCUGAACUCCGCAACACUGAGAAGGACCAUGGAAAGAUGCGACGUGGUCUCGGCAGCUCUGCCUCAAACUAG
Seminavis robusta is the source of this 864-nucleotide messenger RNA. NCBI's taxonomy places the organism in Eukaryota, Bacillariophyta, Bacillariophyceae, Naviculales, Naviculaceae. The record is from the annotation of a GenBank genome assembly.